ACCAGCACAGCCUGAGAGAGAUCUCACAGCACACUCCCGCAGCCCGGCGUGCUGAGAUGCAACCCCUGCGGUGUUUCUCCAUCCUCCUGCUCGCAGUGUCAGUCAGCUCCCAGGAGAGCGACGGGUGUCUGAAGCGGAUCGGUGAGUUCUCCGUGCUGCAGCAGCCCCCGCGGGUGGUGAAGGAAGCUGGAGACUCUGUAGAGAUGAACUGCACCCUGGCGCUGCCCCCGGGACACCCCAGACCCAGCAGUGUCCUCGUCACCUGGCACAGGGGGCACAGAGGGGACGGCCUGACGGGCACUGGGAAGCUCUCCGAGGUGGCGGAGCUGCGAGGGCGGGUGGAGACGGCGUGGCUGGAGAACGUCUCUGCCAGCACCCUGCACAUCCACACCCUGCAGCGCAACGACUCGGCCCUGUACCUGUGCCUCUUCGUCGUCUUCCCCUCGGCCCAGCCCUGCCUCCUAGAGGGGAACGGGACCCGCCUGACGGUGACAGGUUUCUCUGCUUGGGGGAACAGGACCCAGAUCAGCUCCGAGCACAGGGAGCUGCCGGAGCAUCACUGGACCAUCCGGCUGCUGGCGCUGGGAGCAGGGAUUGCUCUCACGGCUGCUGUUGUGCUUUGCCUGCACAGGAGGAGGGGAGGUGAGAGGCAGGAACUAAACCCAUAAUGCAGCUGCCGUUGUGAAGCAGCCACCCAAAGUGUUCCAGUUCGGGGCAUCUGCCUGCGCUUCCAGUCCAGUCACACCUCCGGCAGGUGAUAUGAUCCGCGUAACUCCAGACAGGCAGCAGUGCGGCCUGGGGCGUGCUCUUGAGAGCAAUAAGCUGCCAUAUUUCUGAGCGUGAAUUCUCACUGCGUUACAGGGACCCCCGAAUGAAGCUGGAGAAACCAUUACACAGACCAGACUGAGGAGAGCAACCAGAGCAAACUCCUGCACGGCGGCCAGCUGGGAACAUGCCUGGGUGGCAGCAGAUCGUGUGUGGGAAUCGGAGCAUCUUCCAGCUCAGCUCCUGCCCCCCCACCCCCUUCGUGCCAGCAGCAAAGAGCUCUCCUUUGCACACCCCUCUUGUCACGUGCUUCUCACUGCUCCAGAAUCCUUUACCGGGGGCAGGGAGAGGCUGUGUGACUAUCCUGCUGCCCCUUGCGGCUCGGCUGCCUUCAGCUAGGGAGGUGGGGGGAAGCCUCACCUCUUCGUUCUUGCUCCUCUGCCGACAGUCAGUGCAGCACUCGCGUCAUUGAUCUCCUCUGUGUCCUCCGCAACCUUCGCAUUCACAUCAGGGCCAGCGACUUCCUGCCACUCUCCUGCCAUGCCGCACUGCUUCUGCUUCUGCGUCGUGGGGAGAUAUCACAGCCACAGCAGUGAACGGCUCUUCGGUGACUCUGAAUUUUACAUGCGCUUUGU
Molecule: messenger RNA, 1400 nt
Organism: Mauremys reevesii (Reeves's turtle)
Lineage: Eukaryota; Metazoa; Chordata; Testudines; Geoemydidae
Exons: 3
Coding region: 57-668 (203 amino acids)
Source: RefSeq, a predicted model, not a curated record